This is a messenger RNA of Mandrillus leucophaeus (drill), 11387 nucleotides long. RefSeq names its product low density lipoprotein receptor-related protein 1B (gene LRP1B). The transcript has 66 exons. Gene Ontology annotation, molecular function: protein binding; calcium ion binding. The annotation marks the transcript as partial. The record is from RefSeq and is a predicted model, not a curated record. NCBI's taxonomy places the organism in Eukaryota, Metazoa, Chordata, Mammalia, Primates, Cercopithecidae.
AAUUCUUUUCUGGACAGACUGGGAUGCAAAUUUUCCUCGCAUUGAAUCUGCCUCUAUGAGUGGUGCUGCAAGAAAAACCAUCUACAAAGACAUGAAAACUGGGGCUUGGCCUAAUGGACUAACUGUGGACCACUUUGAGAAGAGGAUAGUGUGGACAGAUGCCAGGUCAGAUGCUAUUUAUUCAGCCCUCUAUGAUGGAACAAACAUGAUAGAAAUCAUCCGAGGUCAUGAAUACCUUUCCCAUCCUUUUGCUGUGUCUCUAUAUGGGAGUGAAGUCUACUGGACAGACUGGAGGACCAACACAUUGUCCAAAGCCAAUAAGUGGACAGGGCAGAAUGUCAGUGUGAUUCAGAAAACAAGUGCACAGCCAUUUGACCUUCAGAUAUACCAUCCCAGUCGCCAGCCACAGGCUCCCAAUCCUUGUGCAGCUAAUGACGGCAAAGGCCCCUGCUCUCACAUGUGUCUAAUCAAUCACAAUAGGAGUGCUGCAUGUGCAUGCCCCCACUUGAUGAAGCUUUCUUCAGACAAGAAGACCUGCUAUGAAAUGAAAAAAUUUCUUCUUUAUGCAAGACGUUCUGAAAUCAGAGGAGUGGAUAUUGACAAUCCAUAUUUUAACUUUAUCACGGCAUUUACAGUUCCUGAUAUUGAUGAUGUUACUGUGAUAGACUUCGAUGCAUCUGAGGAACGUUUAUAUUGGACAGAUAUUAAAACACAAACCAUUAAACGAGCUUUUAUUAAUGGAACUGGGUUAGAAACUGUUAUUUCAAGAGAUAUUCAGAGUAUCAGAGGACUAGCAGUGGAUUGGGUGUCACGUAAUUUAUACUGGAUUAGCUCAGAAUAUGAUGAAACACAAAUUAAUGUGGCAAGGCUAGAUGGCUCUUUGAAAACCUCAAUUAUCCAUGGAAUCGAUAAGCCACAGUGUCUUGCAGCUCACCCAGUCAGGGGAAAACUCUACUGGACCGAUGGAAACACAAUUAACAUGGCAAAUAUGGAUGGCAGUAAUAGCAAGAUUCUGUUUCAGAAUCAGAAGGAGCCAGUUGGUCUAUCGAUAGACUAUGUGGAAAACAAGCUUUAUUGGAUCAGUUCGGGGAAUGGAACCAUCAAUAGAUGCAACCUGGAUGGUGGUAAUUUAGAAGUAAUCGAGUCAAUGAAAGAAGAAUUAACAAAAGCUACAGCCCUAACCAUCAUGGAUAAGAAACUGUGGUGGGCAGACCAAAACUUAGCUCAGCUGGGAACCUGCAGCAAAAGAGACGGAAGAAACCCCACCAUCCUACGAAAUAAAACAUCCGGGGUAGUUCAUAUGAAAGUAUAUGAUAAAGAAGCACAGCAAGGCAGCAAUUCUUGCCAACUAAACAAUGGUGGAUGCUCUCAACUUUGUUUACCCACAUCUGAAACUACAAGGACGUGUAUGUGCACAGUGGGAUAUUAUCUCCAAAAGAACCGCAUGUCAUGUCAAGGUAUAGAAUCAUUUCUUAUGUACUCUGUUCAUGAAGGAAUCAGGGGAAUACCUCUUGAACCAAGUGACAAAAUGGAUGCUUUGAUGCCUAUAUCAGGAACUUCAUUUGCCGUGGGAAUAGAUUUCCAUGCAGAAAAUGAUACCAUCUACUGGACAGACAUGGGCUUCAAUAAAAUUAGCCGAGCUAAAAGAGAUCAGACUUGGAAAGAAGAUAUCAUUACCAAUGGCUUGGGAAGAGUGGAAGGGAUAGCCAUUGACUGGAUUGCUGGUAACAUAUAUUGGACAGAUCAUGGUUUCAACUUAAUUGAAGUUGCAAGACUCAAUGGUUCUUUCCGUUAUGUAAUUAUUUCCCAAGGUCUGGAUCAACCAAGAUCUAUAGCUGUGCACCCAGAGAAAGGCCUCUUAUUUUGGACUGAAUGGGGACAAAUGCCCUGUAUUGGAAAGGCUCGUUUGGAUGGCUCAGAGAAGGUUGUCCUUGUAAGCAUGGGAAUAGCAUGGCCAAAUGGCAUCUCCAUUGACUAUGAGGAAAAUAAAUUGUACUGGUGUGAUGCUCGCACAGACAAGAUAGAGAGAAUCGACCUUGAGACUGGAGGGCAUCGCGAGGUGGUGCUGUCAGGAAGCAAUGUGGAUAUGUUUUCAGUUGCAGUCUUUGGGGCUUACAUCUACUGGUCUGACAGAGCACAUGCAAACGGGUCCGUCAGAAGGGGCCACAAGAAUGAUGCCACAGAAACGAUAACCAUGAGAACUGGUCUUGGAGUCAACCUGAAGGAGGUUAAAAUAUUUAACCGAGUAAGAGAGAAAGGGACCAAUGUUUGUGCCAGGGACAAUGGUGGCUGUAAGCAACUCUGUCUUUAUCGAGGAAAUUCCCAGAGAACUUGUGCUUGUGCCCAUGGAUAUUUGGCAGAAGAUGGAGUUACUUGCCUGAGGCAUGAAGGCUAUUUGCUAUAUUCAGGAAGAACAAUAUUAAAAAGUAUACAUCUUUCUGAUGAAACCAAUUUAAAUUCCCCGAUAAGGCCAUAUGAGAAUCCACAUUAUUUCAAGAAUGUCAUAGCCUUGGCUUUUGACUAUAAUCAAAGAAGAAAAGGUACCAACCGAAUCUUUUAUAGUGACGCACACUUUGGAAAUAUACAGCUUAUUAAAGACAACUGGGAAGACAGACAAAUAAUUGUUGAAAAUGUGGGUUCUGUGGAAGGACUUGCCUAUCACAGAGCCUGGGAUACACUGUACUGGACAAGCUCCACCACCUCAUCCAUCACCAGACACACUGUGGACCAGACUCGACCUGGAGCAUUUGACAGGGAAGCUGUCAUCACCAUGUCAGAGGAUGACCACCCACAUGUGCUAGCCUUGGAUGAAUGUCAAAAUUUAAUGUUUUGGACCAACUGGAAUGAACAGCAUCCAAGUAUCAUGAGAUCUACUCUGACUGGGAAGAAUGCUCAAGUAGUGGUCAGUACAGACAUACUCACUCCAAAUGGACUCACUAUCGACUACCGUGCAGAGAAGUUGUAUUUCUCAGAUGGCAGUCUAGGAAAAAUUGAAAGGUGUGAAUAUGAUGGAUCCCAGAGACAUGUGAUAGUUAAGUCCGGCCCAGGAACUUUCCUCAGCUUGGCUGUUUAUGACAAUUAUAUAUUCUGGUCAGACUGGGGAAGAAGAGCUAUCCUGCGGUCCAACAAGUACACAGGAGGAGAUACAAAAAUUCUUCGUUCCGAUAUUCCACAUCAGCCAAUGGGAAUCAUAGCUGUUGCCAAUGACACCAAUAGCUGUGAACUUUCUCCAUGUGCAUUAUUGAAUGGAGGCUGCCAUGAUUUGUGCCUUUUAACUCCCAAUGGGAGAGUGAAUUGUUCCUGCAGAGGGGACCGAAUAUUGCUAGAGGACAACAGAUGUGUGACUAAAAAUUCCUCCUGCAACAUUUAUUCAGAGUUUGAAUGUGGAAAUGGUGAGUGCAUUGACUACCAGCUCACCUGCGAUGGCAUUCCUCACUGUAAGGAUAAAUCAGAUGAAAAACUGCUCUACUGUGAAAACAGAAGCUGUCGAAGAGGCUUCAAACCUUGCUAUAAUCGCCGCUGCAUUCCUCAUGGCAAGUUAUGUGAUGGAGAAAAUGACUGCGGAGACAACUCUGAUGAAUUAGAUUGUAAAGUUUCAACCUGUGCCACAGUUGAGUUCCGCUGUGCGGAUGGGACUUGUAUUCCAAGAUCAGCACGAUGCAACCAGAACAUAGACUGUGCAGAUGCUUCAGAUGAAAAGAAUUGCAAUAACACAGACUGUACAAAUUUCUAUAAACUUGGAGUGAAAACUACAGGGUUCAUAAGAUGUAAUUCUACUUCACUGUGUGUUCUGCCAACCUGGAUAUGCGAUGGGUCUAAUGACUGUGGAGACUAUUCAGAUGAAUUAAAGUGCCCAGUUCAAAACAAACACAAAUGUGAAGAAAAUUAUUUUAGUUGUCCUAGUGGAAGAUGCAUUUUGACUACCUGGAUAUGCGAUGGUCAGCAAGAUUGUGAGGAUGGACUUGAUGAAUUCCACUGUGAUUCUUCCUGCUCUUGGAACCAGUUUGCUUGUUCUGCACAAAAAUGUAUUUCUAAGCAUUGGAUUUGUGAUGGAGAGGAUGAUUGUGGGGAUGGAUUAGAUGAAAGUGAUAGCAUUUGUGGUGCUGUAACCUGUGCUGCUGACAUGUUCAGCUGCCAGGGCUCUCAUGCCUGCGUGCCCCGACAUUGGCUUUGUGAUGGUGAAAGGGACUGUCCAAAUGGAAGCGAUGAGCUUUCCACAGCAGGCUGCGCUCCCAAUAAUACAUGUGAUGAAAAUGCUUUCAUGUGCCAUAAUAAAGUAUGCAUUCCCAAGCAAUUUGUUUGUGACCAUGAUGACGACUGUGGAGAUGGCUCUGAUGAGUCACCACAGUGUGGAUACCGACAGUGUGGUACAGAAGAAUUUAGUUGUGCUGAUGGGCGGUGUCUUCUAAAUACUCAAUGGCAGUGUGAUGGAGACUUUGACUGUCCUGACCAUUCUGAUGAAGCACCUUUAAAUCCAAAGUGUAAAAGUGCAGAACAGUCAUGCAACAGUUCAUUUUUUAUGUGCAAAAAUGGCAGGUGCAUUCCCAGUGGAGGUCUUUGCAACAAUAAGGAUGACUGUGGCGAUGGUUCAGAUGAGAGAAACUGCCAUAUAAAUGAAUGUUUGAGUAAGAAAGUCAGUGGAUGUUCUCAAGACUGUCAAGACCUUCCAAUCAGUUAUAAGUGCAAAUGCUGGCCUGGAUUCCAACUGAAGGAUGAUGGCAAAACAUGUGUAGACAUUGAUGAAUGCUCUUCAGGCUUUCCCUGUAGCCAGCAAUGCAUCAAUACAUAUGGGACUUACAAAUGUCUCUGUACAGAUGGGUAUGAAAUACAACCUGAUAACCCAAAUGGCUGCAAAUCACUCUCAGAUGAAGAACCUUUUUUAAUUCUUGCUGAUCAUCAUGAGAUAAGGAAAAUUAGCACUGAUGGCUCCAACUACACACUUUUAAAACAGGGAUUAAACAAUGUUAUUGCUAUAGACUUUGAUUACAGAGAAGAAUUCAUCUAUUGGAUUGAUUCUAGCCGACCCAAUGGCAGUCGCAUAAAUAGAAUGUGUUUAAAUGGAAGUGACAUUAAGGUAGUUCAUAACACAGCGGUCCCCAAUGCACUUGCUGUCGAUUGGAUUGGAAAAAACCUCUAUUGGUCUGACACAGAAAAAAGGAUCAUUGAAGUAUCCAAACUCAAUGGCUUGUACCCUACUAUACUCGUUAGCAAAAGGCUGAAGUUUCCCAGGGACUUGUCUUUAGAUCCUCGAGCUGGGUAUUUGUAUUGGAUUGACUGCUGCGAGUAUCCUCAUAUUGGUCGUGUUGGAAUGGAUGGAACCAAUCAGAGUGUUGUCAUAGAAACCAAGAUUUCUAGACCUAUGGCACUAACAAUAGAUUAUGUUAACCAUAGACUCUACUGGGCUGAUGAAAAUCACAUUGAAUUUAGCAACAUGGAUGGAUCUCAUAGACACAAAGUCCCUAAUCAAGAUAUUCCAGGGGUGAUUGCACUAACAUUGUUUGAAGACUACAUCUACUGGACUGAUGGGAAAACCAAGUCACUCAGCCGUGCCCAUAAAACAUCGGGAGCAGACAGACUCUCACUGAUUAACUCAUGGCAUGCCAUCACAGAUAUCCAGGUGUAUCAUUCUUAUAGACAACCUGAUGUCUCCAAACAUCUCUGCAUGAUAAAUAAUGGUGGUUGCAGUCAUCUGUGCCUUUUAGCCCCUGGAAAAACCCACACUUGUGCAUGUCCCACCAACUUCUAUCUGGCAGCUGAUAAUAGGACUUGCCUAUCCAACUGCACAGCCAGCCAGUUUCGUUGCAAAACUGACAAAUGUAUUCCAUUCUGGUGGAAAUGUGACACUGUGGAUGACUGUGGUGAUGGAUCUGAUGAACCUGAUGACUGUCCUGAAUUUAAAUGUCAGCCAGGCCGAUUUCAGUGUGGGACUGGACUCUGUGCUCUACCAGCUUUCAUCUGUGAUGGAGAGAAUGAUUGUGGAGACAAUUCUGAUGAACUCAACUGUGACACACAUGUCUGCCUGUCAGGUCAAUUCAAGUGUACCAAGAACCAGAAAUGUAUCCCAGUAAACUUAAGAUGUAAUGGGCAAGAUGACUGUGGUGAUGAGGAAGAUGAAAGAGACUGUCCUGAAAACAGCUGUUCUCCAGACUAUUUCCAGUGUAAGACUACGAAACAUUGCAUUUCCAAGCUGUGGGUUUGUGAUGAGGAUCCAGACUGUGCAGAUGCAUCAGACGAGGCCAACUGCGAUAAAAAGACUUGUGGACCUCAUGAAUUCCAGUGUAAAAACAACAACUGCAUUCCAGAUCACUGGCGGUGUGAUAGCCAAAAUGACUGCAGUGAUAACUCAGAUGAAGAAAACUGUAAGCCACAGACAUGUACAUUGAAAGAUUUCCUCUGUGCCAAUGGGGACUGUGUUUCUUCAAGGUUCUGGUGUGAUGGAGAUUUUGACUGUGCAGAUGGCUCUGAUGAGAGAAAUUGUGAAAUAAGUUGUUCCAAAGAUCAGUUCCAAUGUUCCAAUGGUCAGUGUAUACCAGCAAAAUGGAAAUGUGAUGGCCAUGAAGACUGUAAAUAUGGGGAAGAUGAGAAAAGCUGUGAGCCAGCUUCUCCUACUUGCUCAUCAAGUGAAUAUAUAUGUGCCAGUGGUGGAUGUAUUUCAGCAUCUUUGAAAUGUAAUGGAGAAUAUGAUUGUGCUGAUGGUUCAGAUGAGAUGGACUGUGUGACUGAAUGUAAGGAAGAUCAGUUUCGGUGCAAAAAUAAAGCCCGCUGUAUUCCAAUUAGAUGGCUGUGUGAUGGAAUUCAUGACUGUGUGGAUGGCAGUGAUGAAGAGAACUGCGACAGAGGAGGAAAUAUAUGUAGAGCUGAUGAGUUCCUUUGCAAUAAUUCUCUCUGCAAACUACAUUCCUGGGUGUGUGAUGGAGAGGACGACUGUGGAGACAACUCUGAUGAAGCCCCUGAUAUGUGUGUCGAAUUUCUUUGUCCAUCCACAAGACCUUACAGAUGCAGAAAUAACAGAAUAUGCCUACAGUCUGAGCAAAUGUGCAAUGGGAUUGAUGACUGCGGGGACAACUCAGAUGAAGAUCACUGUAGUGGUAAGCUGACAUAUAAAGCAAGGCCUUGUAAAAAGGAUGAAUUUGCUUGUAGUAAUAAAAAAUGCAUCCCUAUGGAUCUCCAGUGUGAUCGACUUGAUGACUGCGGAGAUGGUUCAGAUGAGCAAGGAUGCAGAAUAGCUCCUACUGAAUAUACCUGUGAAGAUAAUGUGAAUCCAUGUGGAGACGAUGCAUAUUGUAAUCAAAUAAAAACAUCUGUUUUCUGUCGAUGUAAGCCUGGAUUUCAGAGAAACAUGAAAAACAGACAAUGUGAAGACCUCAAUGAAUGUUUGGUGUUUGGCACAUGUUCCCAUCAAUGUAUAAAUGUGGAAGGAUCAUAUAAAUGUGUGUGUGACCAGAAUUUUCAAGAAAGAAAUAACACCUGCAUAGCAAAAGGCUCUGAAGAUCAAGUUCUCUACAUUGCUAAUGACACUGAUAUCCUGGGUUUUAUAUAUCCAUUCAACUACAGUGGCGAUCAUCAACAAAUUUCUCAUAUUGAACAUAAUUCAAGAAUAACAGGGAUGGAUGUAUAUUAUCAAAGAGAUAUGAUUAUUUGGAGUACUCAGUUUAAUCCAGGCGGAAUUUUCUACAAAAGGAUCCAUGGCAGAGAAAAAAGGCAAGCAAACAGUGGCUUGAUUUGUCCUGAAUUUAAAAGGCCCAGGGACAUUGCAGUUGACUGGGUGGCUGGAAACAUUUACUGGACUGAUCAUUCUAGAAUGCACUGGUUCAGUUACUACACUACUCACUGGACCAGUCUGAGGUACUCUAUUAACGUAGGGCAGCUAAAUGGCCCCAACUGCACCAGACUCUUAACAAAUAUGGCUGGAGAACCGUAUGCUAUUGCUGUAAAUCCUAAAAGAGGGAUGAUGUACUGGACUGUUGUUGGAGAUCACUCCCACAUAGAAGAAGCAGCCAUGGAUGGUACACUGAGAAGGAUUUUAGUACAAAAGAACUUACAGAGACCCACAGGUUUGGCUGUGGAUUAUUUUAGUGAACGCAUAUAUUGGGCUGACUUUGAGCUCUCCAUCAUUGGCAGUGUUCUGUAUGAUGGCUCUAACUCAAUAGUCUCUGUCAGCAGCAAACAAGGUUUAUUACAUCCACAUAGAAUUGAUAUCUUCGAAGAUUAUAUAUAUGGAGCAGGACCUAAAAAUGGUGUAUUUCGAGUACAAAAAUUUGGCCAUGGUUCAGUAGAGUACUUAGCUUUAAAUAUUGAUAAAACAAAAGGUGUUUUGAUAUCUCAUCGUUAUAAACAACUAGACUUACCCAAUCCAUGCUCGGAUUUAGGAUGUGAAUUCCUCUGCUUGCUGAAUCCUUCUGGGGCCACUUGUGUGUGUCCGGAAGGAAAAUAUUUGAUUAAUGGCACCUGCAAUGAUGACAGCCUGUUAGAUGAUUCAUGUAAGUUAACUUGUGAAAAUGGAGGAAGAUGCAUUUUAAAUGAGAAGGGUGAUUUGAGGUGUCACUGUUGGCCUAGUUAUUCAGGAGAAAGAUGUGAAGUCAACCACUGUAGCAACUACUGCCAGAAUGGAGGAACUUGCGUACCAUCAGUUCUAGGGAGACCCACCUGCAGCUGUGCACUAGGUUUCACUGGGCCAAACUGUGGUAAGACAGUCUGUGAGGAUUUUUGUCAAAAUGGAGGAACCUGCAUUGUGACUGCUGGAAACCAGCCUUACUGCCACUGCCAGCCGGAAUACACCGGAGACAGGUGUCAGUACUACGUGUGCCACUACUAUUGUGUGAAUUCUGAAUCAUGUACCAUUGGGGAUGAUGGAAGUGUUGAAUGUGUCUGUCCAACACGCUAUGAAGGACCAAAAUGUGAGGUUGACAAGUGUGUAAGGUGCCAUGGGGGGCACUGCAUUAUAAAUAAAGACAGUGAAGAUAUACUUUGCAACUGCACUAAUGGAAAGAUUGCCUCUAGCUGUCAGUUAUGUGAUGGCUACUGUUACAAUGGUGGCACAUGCCAGCUGGACCCGGAGACAAAUGUACCUGUGUGUCUAUGCUCUACCAACUGGUCAGGCACACAGUGUGAAAGGCCAGCCCCAAAGAGCAGCAAGUCUGAUCACAUCAGCACCAGAAGCAUUGCCAUCAUUGUGCCUCUCGUCCUCUUGGUGACUUUGAUAACCACCUUAGUAAUUGGUUUAGUGCUUUGUAAAAGAAAAAGAAGGACAAAAACAAUUAGAAGACAACCUAUUAUCAAUGGAGGAAUAAAUGUAGAAAUUGGCAAUCCAUCUUAUAACAUGUAUGAGGUAGACCAUGAUCACAGCGAUGGAGGUCUUUUAGAUCCUGGCUUUAUGAUAGACCCAACAAAGGCCAGAUACAUAGCGGGAGGACCCAGUGCUUUCAAGCUUCCACACACAGCGCCGCCCAUCUACCUAAACUCUGAUUUGAAAGGACCACUAACUGCUGGGCCAACAAAUUACUCCAAUCCAGUAUAUGCAAAAUUAUAUAUGGAUGGGCAAAACUGUCGAAACUCCUUAGGAAGUGUUGAUGAAAGAAAAGAACUGCUUCCAAAGAAAAUAGAAAUUGGUAUAAGAGAGACAGUGGCAUAAUCAGUGAUACCUUUUAUAUGCUGUAUAAAUGUAUAAAAUAUAAGGAUUACUUUUGUAUGUUCCAAUAGUUAUUAUACUUGUUUUGGCAUCAGCAUUACCUCUUUCUUUAUCUUUUUCCUGGUUAAUUGUUUUCUGAGUUUUUGGGUUUAUGUUUUGCUGAUGACUAUUGAUUGACCAUUUGUAUGGUAUUUUUAUGAAAAAGAACUGCACUACAGUACAAUUUACAACAAUGCUGCUGAUAUGACACACCUUUGAAUUUGUCAAAAUUAAAAACAACUUAUUCCUUUGUAGUGUGAAUAUAAGCAAUCUAUUUUAUAUGAACUUUUUUGGUUGUACUUAAUCAAAGAGAAUCUCUGCACUUUUCCAUUAUAUGGUUUGAAAGCUGUAAUACAGUGUCAUUUUAUUUUUCUCUUUAAAUUGAUUGAUGGGAAAAUGAUUGAAUGAUCAACUCUCUUCUUUGUGCCCAUAAAGAUUGAUUCAGACUCUGCUGAAAAUAUAUAGCUCUCACAAGUUCAACAUCACCUGCUUUGAAAUUAGCCUUAGAUUGCCAACCAAUAGAUGAGAAUUUUGAGGAAAAAAUUUAAAAAUAUGUAAAAUUAAUAAUUUGCAUGAACACAGAUGACUCCAUUUUCCAAAACUUAGUGGACUCUAUCUGAUGUACUAAAUGUAUACACCUUGUAAGCAAUAGCUAUAUUUAGGUGGUAGAACAUAGCAAAAACAUAACUGAAAGUUGGCAGAUGCACUUGCUACUGAAUAAGACCUUUUGUUCUCCCUCAGUCUUGAGAUUGAUAGCCACCCUAGAGCACAACAGGGCAUUGGGUACUUGUGUCUUAGGUAUUUCUUCCCAGUCACAUGCAUUUUGUGGAAGAUUAACCCAACCCCUUACUACACUAAACAGUAAAGAAUAAUACAUAAGCACACAAACUGAUGACAGAAUUUCAAUUAUGUGAAUGCAUCCUCUUUGCUAGGUCAAAAACAAAGGGCAAAGCAGACAUUUUAGUACACAUAGUGAUUGGUAAAUAUUUUCAAGAUAUAAUAUGAGUAAUCCAUUAUUCGCUCUAUCCAAAAUAUAUUCAAGAGGCUUCCAAGUUGUAGAAGAACAAUGAUCUGCCCAUAAUCGAAGGUGGAGAGUCUAAAUGCUGUACCAGUUGCUCUGGUAUUCAUGUUUCCUUGGGUUUUACAGAACACAUGGACCCCAUUCACAUUUGGUUUGUUUAUCUUCAAAUUUGAGUUGAAACAAGUGUGAUUUAUUUAAGUUGUAUUAAAAAAAAGGAUAGCAUUUUUAUACAAAUAUCUUUAAAGGCACAAAAGAUUUAUUCACAAGUUUUGGAGGGCUUUUUGUUCCUCCGAUAGACAUGACUGACUUUUAGCUGUCAUAAUGUAUUAACCUAACAGAUGAAAUAUGUUAAAUAUGUGGUUGCUCUUUAUCCCUUUGUACAAGCAUUAAAAAAACUGCUGUUUUAUAAGAAGACUUUUUGUUGUACUAUGUGCAUGCAUACUACCUAUUUCUAAACUUUGCCAUAUUGAGGCCUUUAUAAACUAUUGAUUUAUGUAAUACUAGUGCAAUUUUGCUUGAACAAUGUUAUGCAUAUCAUAAACUUUUUCAGGUUCUUGUUUAAGUACAUUUUUUAAAUUGAACAGUAUUUUUCAUUUUGGUUAUAAUAUAGUCAUUUUGCCUAUGUUUCUACAAUGAAGUGUUGAAUACUUUAUAAAAAAUUGUUGACUGACUUAUUUAAAUGAAAUUCUACAUAUUUAA